AGCGCCAGUUUUCGAAACAUCAAUAUUGCGGUAUAAAUAAGGAUAUCGUCGAUACAUUCUGCGUACAAACCGAUCAUGACUGCUGGUGGUUCCAAUGGUGCUGAAGAAAUAGCAAGUGAUGGGGAUGCUAUCAAAGUGUUUGUGAGAAUCCGUCCUCCUGAUCAGGGAGAUUCCGGACACCAGCAGAGUGUUGACGUUGAUCAAACUGGAUGUGCCGUCGUAGUACAAACAAAACCAGUACCAAAAAUCUUCACUUUUGAUCAAGUUGUCAACAUCAAUGCACAACAGGAAGCUGUUUUUUCGGUAGUAGGGAAGACGUUGAUAGAGAGCUGUGUCAGUGGGUAUAAUGGCACAAUUUUUGCAUAUGGCCAGACAGGAUCGGGUAAAACUUUCACCAUGCUUGGACCUAGCGAAGAUGCUGACAAUUUCCAGCAUAAAAACAGAGGCAUAAUACCAAGAAGUUUUGAGUAUUUAUUCAACCUCGUAUCAAGAGAACAAGAAUUGCAUGGCAAGGGUAAGGAGUUCCUAAUGAGGUGCACAUUUCUAGAGAUUUAUCACGAGCAGGUGUAUGACCUCCUGGAUCCCUCCACCAUGAGCCUGUCUUUAAGAGAGAGUAUGAAGAAAGGCGUCUAUGUGGACGGCCUGGCAGAGAAGGCCGUCACCAGUGCUAGUGAGGCCUACCAGGUGUUGAAUGACGGAUGGAGGAAUAGAAGAGUUGCCUCCACCUCCAUGAACCGUGAGAGCUCCAGGAGUCACGCCGUUUUUACCAUCUUUAUUGAAUCUAAAGAACAGAAGUCUGGAGUACAGAAUGUAAAGGAAUCGCUUUUAAAUCUUGUCGACCUCGCUGGAAGUGAACGGCAAAAAGAUUCAAAUGCAGAUGGUCUGAGACUGAAAGAAGCUGGAAGCAUCAACAAAUCUCUGUCGGUGUUGGGAAAGUGUAUCAUGUCACUCGUAGAUAUAGCACAUGACAAAGUGCGACACAUACCUUACCGGGAGUCUAAGCUGACCUUCUUACUCAGGGACUCGUUAGGUGGAAAUGCUAAGACACGCAUCAUAGCCUGUGUACAUCCAGACUCAAGACAUUUCGGGGAGACCUUGUCCACACUUCAAUUUGCUCGACGAGCAAAGAUGAUAAAGAAUAAGGCAAAAGUGAAUGAAGAUACGCAAGGAAAUUUGAUGUCACUACAAGCUGAGAUUCGCCGUCUCAAGGAGGAAAACCAACAACUACUCUCUGCUGGUGGAGCGGCUCUAACAAGUACUGAUCAGUCACAAGGUCCUAAAAACCAUGAAGCUGGUUCGUCUGUAUGGAAGGAGAGAUUUGUGAAUGCCAUGAUGCUAAAGGAGAAAUCUGAUGUGGACAAGAGGCCGUUACAAGAGAAGAUUAUGAAACUUGAAGAACUCUGCAAUAAGAAGGACAAGAUUUUACAGUCAACAAAAAUGAUAAUUAAAUUCCGAGAGAACCAUAUCACUAGGCUAGAGAAGACUAUCAAAUCUAAAGAAGGAUGGGCCGAUUCAGAAGAACUCAUGGUGGAUUUAAAAGCAGAGAUUCGUAGUUUAGAGGACAAAAUGGAGCACAACCCUAUGGUAACCAAAUAUGCUAUGGAGAUUCAGCACCUGAAGUCUGAGCUUCAGCAGUAUCGGUCGAGCGACGCCACCCAGGAGGGCGCCAUGACCAGCAGCCAACGUAUUAUGGAAUUGGAACGCUUGUUUUUUGACCUCAUGGCAAAACAAAGUAGCGAUGAAUCCGAACAAGAAUAUGUGGGCACACCCACACGCACUCCUGUGGCUGUAGACAACAUCUCUGUGGCCACCAUAGAAAAGAAUAAGUCGCUCGAGACCCAAGUUGUUACGCUCAAGCAAACAGUGACAGAACAGAAGGAGGCCGCAGAAAAGAGAGAGAUGGAACUCGAGUCCGAGGUGGCUUCCCAGAAGAAAACUAUAACAGAACUGACCACUGUUUUAGAGGCUCAACAACUAAAGAGCAAGCUGGAGAGGGACGUCCACUUCCAAACUGUCCAGACAAUCACUACGCCAAAGAAGAUACGAUAUAACCUUCGUAGCACCACCCACCUAAACUCUUCCACCAGUACCACACCCAACCUGGACAACAGCAUAGAUUUUGAGGAUCUUGGCGACGACCUUUUCGCUGAAGCCCAGCCUCCUUUCAUGAUGCAGCAGGCCAACGAAGCCCUUAGAGCCGAGGUGGAACAGCUACAGAGUUCCAACAAUAACAUGACAGAACGCAUAGAUGAGUAUGAGUCGGAUGCAAUCAAACUCAAACAGCACAUCUCCAAGAUUGAUCACCAAAACGCCCAGCUCACUGAGAUCCUGCAAAGAGAGAGAACGGAGCGAACCACUACUGGUGAAAAAUCUGAUACUGAGCUUGUAGAACUUCGCAGAAGGUUAAUUGAGGCAGAGAGAAACCUGACAUAUUUCAAAGAGGAAGCCGAUGACUUGAGAGUUGUUCUGGUGUCUUCGGACAAGGAGCUGAAAGAUAUCAAAGCUAAAAAGACAGACGAGGAAGACCAACUACAGAAAACAAUUGGAAUGCUACAGACUCGACUGAUGCAGGUAGACAUGGAGACGACAAAGAUGUCCAAGGAAUACGAAAGUGCCUGUGAAGAGCGUGACAUAUUGAUGCAAGAUUUAGAGAAUGCACAGGACACAGUGAGAUUCAACGAGAGUCUGGUGAGGGACCUGGAGACCGAGGUACAGGAGGGUAAGGAGAGGCUCGAGGACGUCCAGUCUCAGCUUGAGACUGUGUCCAAGAGUUUAGCCAUAGAGAAACACAACCAUGACCAGCUGGUGUGUCGCACACAGUUGGAGGGGGCAGCUCAGGAAAAAGAAAACCUGCAGCUUGUUCAAGAGAAUGAACUACUACAGUCGGAGGCGGAAGUGGCGAGAGUCAAGCUUGAACAGCAGGAAAAGACCAUUCAGAAUCUGAAGGGGAGCACAGAGGCUGCUCAACACAUCAUCUCAACGCUACAGAAACAGCAGGAGCAGAACAAGGAAGCUGUGGCUGGGUACAUGUCUCGGAUAGAGGAGCUGAGAACUGCUCUCAACGUGGAAACCAACCAGCUGCUGGACCAUAAACAGCAGUGUCAGAGUCUAACCAGGAAGCUAGAGGAGCAGGCCGCAGACCUGAACACCACAGAACAGGUCAACAAAGAGCUGCAGGCCAAGCUGGAGGCUCAGGUGGACUACCACAAUGCCGAAAUGAGCAUGAUGAAGGAGGACCUCGACUGUAUUACUGAGGCAAACGACAAAAUACAAGAAGAGUAUGCAAGCACUCAGCGUGAAUUAGAAUCUACACAGGGGAGAUGUGAAUCACUGGAGGAAGCAUUGAAGACAAAGACAUCUCAGCUGGAGGAUAAGGAAACAUUACACGGCAAGAAAAUUGCCGAGAUGGAAGAUCAGAUAAAAGAGAUCAGAAUGUCAAACCAGGAGGAAUCAAAGGAACAGGAAUGGCUGACUGAGGAGCUGGAUACUCUGAAGACGACUAACUCCAGUUUACACAAGAUCAUUGAGGAGUAUGAGAUGGGCCGAAAGGAGAAGAAUGAGGAAAUCAAAAAUCUGUCCACAAAACUAGCUGAAGCAGACGGUGUCCAGACACAGCUGGAGAAACAUAAAACAAACAAGAAAGAGAUGGAGUACCAGGUCGAGUGUGAGAGGAUAUCUCAUGAAGAGAGGGUGAAAGAGAUCGCCCAGGUGGCUGAAGCUUGUCAGCAGGAGCUGAAACGAGCGCGGGAGGACCUACAGGUACAGGAUCGGCGGAGGAGGGAAGCUGACACUGCCAACGUUGAGCUACAGACAAGGCUGGACCAGGUAACAGAGGAAUGUAAAUCUGCUACAGACAACAAUCGUUACCUGGACGGAGAAGUGGAAAGGCUGAUCACAUUUGGUAAAAAAUACACGAUCGAGAAUGAAGACUUGAAGGAGGAGAACGAGAGGUUGAUGAGCGAACGCAUACAGUGUUGUGAGGAAAUUGAAACUAUGAAAGACAAGCUAGAGGAAGUUUUAAAAGAAAACGCAAAACUUCAGGGGCAUCAGAAUCACAAACAGAAGAUUCAGUACCAUUUGAUGCUAAAAGAGGAAAACACUUCCCUUCGAGAGCAAUUACUGAGAGCUCAAAGAGCCUACCAAGAACUGAGUAGUAACAAAAAAGGCUUGGCAGCUACCAGUACGCGAAAAGAAAAUAUCAAUCCUAUGAUGGCCUUCGAUGAAAUGAGACAGAACGAGCUCAAAAAGGAGAAGCCCCGUAUGUUUCUGUCGGGUGACUUUAGCUGACGGACCGGUCGCCUUCUGCAGGUCCUUACACCCAGCCCUGCUAGGAGGAAACCUGUUCGAAGAAAUAGCUUGCUGUCAUUUGUUAAUAGGAUGUCCCGAGAAGUGGCGUUAUUGUCCUUACCCGUCAACUCAAUAUCUUGUUAUAAUAUUCAUCAACUCAUUCACCCCCGAAAUUUCAUAAUGAACUAUUCCAACCUUUGAAUUGGAAGAGUUCAAAUGUGUCUUCAGAGGUGAAUGAGUUAAAAUGUUUCCAUAUGCAUAUUAAUUAUUUAGGGAGAUAAUUACUCUUAUGUAGAACUUACAUAUAUACAGUUUUCCCCUGCAAACAAAUAUUGGUUUAUUUUAUAAUGCUUAACAAAACGUAGUUUAGAGAAUUUUAAAGUCUAGGAUUAAAAAGAAUGAAGUUUGAUUUGAUCAUGUCGAUCAAACUUUUGUAAGCAUCGUUGUUUAGAAAUAUUGUAGUUUAAGGUAUAUAUUAAUUUACUCAUUCAUUAGAAUUACUAUUAGAUAUAUUAGGCUGAAUAUUAUAUGUGCAUCAAUAAUCUCAUCAUAAUCAUCAUCAUCAUUGUACUUGUCGGUUACAAGUUAAAAGUUAUAUAUUUAGAACAGUUCUAAUUUACUUGUCUUUAUAAAAUUAUCAUGUGUCUUUUGCUUAAGUUACUUUAUAACUUGUUUUUCUUCUUUCUUUCAUUCUGUAUUUCUUCCUUCUUUCAUUCUGUAUUUCUUCCUUUUUCUUUAUUUCGCAAGCUGAUAUUUAAUUUUCAGUAGUUUUGAUUUUCUUUUCUUUCAUUCUGAAUUUCUUCCUUUUUUCUUUAUCUUGUUAGCUGAUAUUUAAUGAUCAGUAAUUUUGUUAUCUUGCUUUAUACAAUACUGUUUAGUUUAGUGGGGGGUGGGGGAGAGAAUUCCGUUUUUAUUGAAAUAUUCUUAGAAACCAUUUUAAAUUGAUAUAAUAUGAACAAUGUAUCAAAUUUGGUUACCUCUCCUGCAGGUAAAAGUGCUACAACCAACAGAAUGAGUAUCAAUGUCACCUUUUUUUUCCCACAGCCAUUAAAGGUGUCCUCACUGCUGACUCAUUUGAUAAACCUGCUAGGAGUUGAUUAACAAUUUUAGUUACCCACUAGUUAUUUCAUUUAUAUUUACCAUCGAAUUGCAUUGCCACUAAUACAUAACCCUACCAAAUUCAGGUGGCAUGAAUGCCAUGGACCUAUUGUUGACCACACGAUUCAUGGGAUAUGUCCAGAAAGCUAAUGUUGCCCUGUGCUCCGUCCCAAGAUCACUCACUUCAAACGCUAUCAGUAUCACGCGUCUCUCAGCCGCGGUUUCAUGAAUGUUGAAAAAAACACAUUUCAUUCCUUAAGUCAAUCACCUAUUUAUAACGUUAUAGUUCAUGGCAAUGGUUUUUGGAAACAGGCAUUAUGUGUUCCCAAGUGUAACCACAAAGGUACAUUGUAUUUAGGUAUUGUAUCUGAAUGUUGUGGGAGAAAAAGGUCCUCAAACUUGUGAUGGUUGAUUAUCAUGUUUAUCUAACUCUCUUUAGUUAAUUUCCAAAUUGUUAAAGACACUUGGUAAAUAUUGUGUACAAAAAUGUAUUUAUGCAGUGUUAAAAUUGAAAAACACAUGCACGGUAGUGUAGUGGUAGGAUGCCGGGCUUGUGACCAAAGUGUUGCAUGUUCGAAUCACGGCACGCCACUGUGUUGUAUCUUUGAGCAAGAUACUUUAUUCCGCUUGUUCCAGUCUACUCGGCUGUAAAUGAGUACGCGGUU
Mizuhopecten yessoensis (Yesso scallop) is the source of this 6050-nucleotide messenger RNA. Its product is annotated as kinesin-like protein KIF15. Gene Ontology annotation, biological process: microtubule-based movement. Lineage: Eukaryota; Metazoa; Mollusca; Bivalvia; Pectinida; Pectinidae. Gene Ontology annotation, molecular function: ATP binding; microtubule binding; microtubule motor activity. The record is from RefSeq and is a predicted model, not a curated record. The coding region runs from base 76 to 4287 and encodes 1403 amino acids. The transcript is spliced from 38 exons.